AUGGCUACAAGGUCAUCGUUACUUCUUCUCAGCUACCUCGCCGUCGCUGCCGCCGCCGGCGUGCUGCAAGCCGCUCGUGCCCAGCCUGACAGCAACGGUUUCAUAAGCAUAGACUGCGGCCUGUCGGGGAAGGCCGGCUACGUCGACAACGCCACCAAGCUAUCCUACCUGCCGGACGCUGGCUUCACCGACGCCGGCACGAACCACAACAUCUCGGCGGAGUACAUCUCGCCGGGGAGCUCCAGGUUCUUCGACAACGUGCGCAGCUUCCCCGGCGCCGCGCUGCGGAGCUGCUACACGCUCCGGUCACUGGUGCCGGGGCUCAAGUACCUGGUGCGCGCCUGCUUCAGGUACGGCAACUACGACGGCCUCCGCAGGCCGCCGGUGUUCGACCUCUACGCCGGAGUCAACUUCUGGACCACCGUUAACAUCACCGACCCGGCUGUCGCGCAUGCCAUGGAGGCCAUCGUGGUGGUGCCGGAGGACUCGAUGCAGGUCUGCCUGGUGAACACCGGCGCCGGGACGCCGUACAUCUCCAGCCUAGAGCUGAGGCCGCUGAAGAACUCUCUCUACCCGCACGUCAACGCGACGCAGGGCCUGGCCAUGGUCGCCAGGGUUAACUUCGGCCCGGCUGAUACCUUCAUCAGGUACCCGGAUGAUCCACAUGACAGAACAUGGAUGCCAUGGAUCGACCCUAUGAUAUACGAGGAGAUAACGACAACAAAAACAGUACAAAGCGUGGAAAAUGAUGUGUUUGAGACACCGUCGGCUGUGAUGCAGACAGCGAUCGCACCUCCAAAUGCCUCUGGUACUAUAUAUCUCCAUUGGGAUGCGGAGCCAACCACCAAUGACCCAUCACCAGCAUUCAUCACCGUCAUGCACUUCUCUGAGCUGCAACUUCUCCGGGGCAACAACACCCGCAACUUCAACAUUAGCAUCAACAAUCAAGUCGUGGGCAACAUUUCACCGGACUAUCUCUAUGCCGAUGCAUCCUUCAACACAAACCCCUACCGGGGCUCAAGCCAAUACAACAUCACCUUCCGCGCCACAGCCAACUCGACAAUGCCGCCCAUCAUCAACGCCCUCGAGAUUUUCUCCAUCAUGCCCACUGUCAACGUUCCCACAGAUGCCAAGGAUGUGUUGGCCAUCACGACCAUCAAGAAGCAGUAUAAAGUGAAGGAGAAUUGGAUGGGUGACCCAUGCGUCCCAAAGACUAUGGCAUGGGAUUGGUUGACCUGCAGCUACGCCAUAUCCAACCCCCCGGCAAUCACAGGCAUAAACCUUUCUUUCAAUGGCUUGAAUGGUUAUAUAUCGACUUCUUUCACCAAUCUCAGUGCUCUCCAAUACUUGAAUCUCUCAUACAACAACUUGACAGGCUCAAUUCCUGAGUCCCUAUCAAAAUUAUCCUCACUGACAGUUAUAGAUUUGUCAGGUAACCAUCUCACUGGAUCAAUUCCCUCUGAAUUACUCAAAAGGGCCCAAGAUAGGUCCCUCGAUCUAAGAUAUGAUAAUAAUCCAGACCUUUGCAUCAACGAAACUUGUACAUCUUCAAAUGGGACGCCAAACCUAGCAAUCUACAUUUCAGUCCCAGUAGUUGCUGUCAUGAUGAUACUAUUGUUACUUGUAUAUUGCUUGAUAAGACGAAGAAAGAUAGGCUCAACGAACAAUACCAUCAUUCCACAUGAUGAGCGAAGAAAGCAUUCACAACAAGUUGACAACUUUGGCUAUGCUACCGUGCACCUUAAAAACCGUCAAUUUACGUACAAGGAUCUGCAAAUGAUAACAAAUAAUUUCCAACAACUUCUUGGGAAAGGGGGGUUUGGGUAUGUCUACUAUGGGAUCUUGGAGGAGGGCACUCAAGUUGCUGUGAAGUUGCGGUCGCAAUCGUCUAAUCAAGGUGUAAAAGAGUUCCUUGUAGAGGCUCAGAUUUUGACACGUAUUCAUCACAAGAAUCUCGUCUCUUUGAUUGGUUACUGUAAAGAUGGGGAGUACAUGGCACUUGUCUAUGAGUACAUGUCAGAAGGAACCCUACAAGAGCAUAUUGCAGGAAGAGAUCACAACAGGAGGAACUUAACCUGGAGAGAGAGACUUCAAAUUGGAUUUGAAUCCGCACAAGGGCUAGAAUAUCUACACAGAGGGUGCAACCCACCCCUCAUUCACAGGGAUGUCAAGGCAACCAACAUCUUACUUGACGUAAAGCUGCAAGCCAAGAUUUCUGAUUUUGGAUUGUCUAAGGCUUUCAACCGUGACAGUGACACUCAUUUAUCAACAAGCAUACUUGUCGGAACACCUGGUUACAUUGAUCCUGAGUAUCAUGCAACAAUGAUGCCAACAUCCAAAAGUGAUGUAUAUGGUUUUGGUGUGGUGCUUUUAGAGCUGAUCACAGGGAAGCCACCAAUACUUCGUGUCCCAGAGCCAAUUAGCCUUAUCCAUUGGGUGCAACAGCACCUGUCACAUGGAAACAUUGAGGGUGUGGUGGAUGCGCGUAUGUGUGGUUCCUAUGAGAUGAAUAGUGUUUGGAAGGUUGCAGAUAUAGCAUUAAAAUGCACCGCCCAAACAUCAACACAACGACCUACAAUGACAGAAGUUGUCUCGCAACUGGAAGAGUGCCUAGACCUUGAGCUUGAUCAUGCAGGCAGUGGCGCUGCGUUACCAAUUGGCUAUGUUAGGAAAAGUAGCACCAUAUUUGAAAUGGAUCAUUUGGAAAGGAUGCCAAUGCCGAGCAUGUCUAGUGGUCCUUCUGCACGAUAAAAGGGUUGUGUCACAUGUAUGGUCGUCGUAAUUUUUGAAUUGCCAUCAAAUAUAUGCAUACAACACUGCAUUAUCAACAAACUAUUAAUGUUUAUUUCACUUAAGAG
Molecule: messenger RNA, 2858 nt
Organism: Oryza brachyantha (malo sina)
Lineage: Eukaryota; Viridiplantae; Streptophyta; Magnoliopsida; Poales; Poaceae
Product: putative leucine-rich repeat receptor-like serine/threonine-protein kinase At2g19230
Exons: 12
Coding region: 1-2751 (916 amino acids)
Biological process (GO): protein phosphorylation
Molecular function (GO): protein binding; ATP binding; protein kinase activity
Source: RefSeq, a predicted model, not a curated record